AUUCCCAUUGGUCAGCCGUUCGAGCGAAGCUCCCUAUGAUUGGCUGGCCAUCCGUGCAGGAUGAUGGAGGGUUUUUCUGGGCUCUUUGCUCCUUCAGAGCCGCCGGCGGCUCUGUCGUCUGGUCCGGCAGUACCCGCGGUGGUGUCCGGUGGCGGCGGUGUGGGCUUCGGGGCAGGGAAGGCUCACUCUGUCUCCGGAGUCUCUAACUCCUCCGUGCCCGGGACCCCCCUGCCUCCGCCCCCGUCACUGUCUGCGGUGCCUGUUGGGGAAGAUGCGGCUCGGAGGUCGCCGGGGGGGCCCUUCUACCUGCUCAAGGAACUGCCAGGACUAUCUGACCUCACAGGCAGUGUCAAUCUUAUACUGCAUUAUAAUUUGGAACAUUCCUUUGGUAAAUUCUGUGGCAAAAAAGUCAAAGAAAAACUCAGUAACUUUCUCCCAGACCUCCCAGGGAUGAUUGAUACACCUGGCUCUCAGGAUAAUAGCAGCCUACGCUCUCUAAUCGAGAAGCCUCCAAUUUGUGGGAACUCCUUCACUCCUCUGACUGGAGCACUCUUAACUGGAUUCAGACUACACGCUGGCCCGCUUCCAGAACAAUGUCGUUUAAUGCACAUACAGCCUCCAAAGAAGAAGAACAAAAAACACAAACAGAGCAGAACUCAAGAGCCAGCUCCCCCAGAAACCCCUUCAGAUUCUGAUCACCGGAAAAAGAAGAAGAAACAGAGAGAAGAUGACCCAGAAAGACAGAGAAGGAAGAAAAAGGAGAAAAAGAAAAAGAAGAACCGUCACAGCCCUGAACACCCGGGAGCAGGAAGCUCACAGAGUGGAUUGCGUUAAGCCCUCACCCUUAUUUGUACAUAGGUCUUCUGUUACUUUUAUAGAGUUAGUUCUUUUUAAUAAAGCUCCCGCUUACCCUUCA
Molecule: messenger RNA, 916 nt
Organism: Pseudophryne corroboree (corroboree frog)
Lineage: Eukaryota; Metazoa; Chordata; Amphibia; Anura; Myobatrachidae
Gene: MED19
Product: mediator complex subunit 19
Exons: 6
Coding region: 61-834 (257 amino acids)
Biological process (GO): positive regulation of transcription by RNA polymerase II
Cellular component (GO): mediator complex
Molecular function (GO): transcription coregulator activity; transcription factor binding
Source: RefSeq, a predicted model, not a curated record